Coffea eugenioides is the source of this 2002-nucleotide messenger RNA. RefSeq names its product pentatricopeptide repeat-containing protein At3g21470. NCBI's taxonomy places the organism in Eukaryota, Viridiplantae, Streptophyta, Magnoliopsida, Gentianales, Rubiaceae. The coding region runs from base 1 to 1749 and encodes 582 amino acids. The record is from RefSeq and is a predicted model, not a curated record. Gene Ontology annotation, biological process: RNA modification. The transcript has a single exon. Gene Ontology annotation, molecular function: RNA binding; protein binding.
AUGCAAAAAACAGCAACAUUUCUCCAAAAUCCAUCAGAAACUACGAGGUUUUCUGAAGUUGGAACCCAAAACAAACGUCAAAAUCACGAGAAAGAAAUCCUCUUUGAGACGGAAACUAAAUACUUGAGGCAAAGUUCUGGUUUUGGCCAUCCAAACAUCACCAAGAACCCAUCGUCAAAGUGGUCUUCUUUGAUCAAACACUGCAUCUUUCAAGGGAAAACAAAACAAGCCCUUUUGAUCUAUAACCGAAAUCGUGGAGUAGGAAACAUUAUCCUGGGUGCAAUCCCUUUAGCCCUCAAGGCUUGUGCUUCAUUAUCUAUGAUUAGCCUUGGCCAAGCUUUACAUGCUGAAUCUAUUAAAGGAGGGGUAGAAGGUGAUGUAAUGGUAGGGACUUCUUUGGUGGAUAUGUAUGGCAAAUGUCGCAAAAUAAGUUAUUCGCGUAAAAUGUUCGAUAAUAUGCCUGAGAGAAAUGUUACUACCUGGAAUGCAAUGAUAGGAGGGUACAUGAAAGUUGGAGACUUGAAAUCUGGAAUAUUCUUGUUUGAAGAAAUGGCAUUAAGGACCUCAGUGACUUGGAAUCAAAUGAUUGAUGGGCUAGCGAAAAAUGGAAAUAUGGCGAUGGCUAGGCAGUUUUUUGAUAGGGUGCCAGAAGAGUUGAGAACUGUGGUAACAUGGACUGUAAUGGUUGAUGGGUAUGCUAGCGGUGGAGAGAUGGAGGCGGCUACUGAAAUUUUCGAGAUGAUGCCAAAGAGGAAUUUUUAUGUUUGGUCAUCGAUGAUUUCAGGCUAUUUUAAGAAGGGCAAGGUUGAAGAAGCAAAGGCAAUCUUUGAUAGGAUGCAGUUAAGAAAUUUAGUGAAUUGGAAUUCAUUGAUAUCUGGAUAUGCACAGAAUGGACUGUGUGACGAAGCAUUGGAUGCAUUUACAAGGAUGCAAAGUGAGGGGUUUGAACCAGAUGAGUUUACUUUGGUGAGUGUAUUAUCAGCUUGUGCUCAGUUGGGUAUCUUGGAUGUUGGCAAGAAAGUGCAUGAAAUGGCGAUCCAGAAAGGGGUGGUCCAAUUGAAUAACUUUGUUCUUAAUGGAUUGGUUGACAUGUAUGCAAAAUGUGGGGAUCUAAUAAAUGCUAGAUUGCUCUUUGAGGAGAUGCCAUGCAAAACUACGGCAACUUGGAAUGCUCUGAUUUUGGGUUUUGCAGUCCACGGACAAUGUAAGGAAGCUAUUAAGCUUUUUGGCAGAAUGGAUAGCAGGGGUGAGAAGCCUGACAAUAUAACCUUUCUUGCUGUUCUAUCUGCGUGUGCGCAUGGGGGAUUUGUUGAAAAAGGUUUAGAAAUUUUCUCCAAGAUGGAGAAAUAUGGAGUGACAGCGAGCAUCAAGCAUUAUGGGUGUAUAGUUGACCUCUUGGGCCGUGCAGGGAGAAUACAAGAGGCCUAUAAACUAAUCAAGGAGAUGCCCUUAAAACCAAAUGAGACGAUUUUGGGAGCUCUACUUGGAGCAUGUCGAACUCAUGGAGACACAGAUAUGGCAGAGCGCAUGCUGGAGGAGGUAGACGGAUUAAAAUGUGGCUCUGCCGUGGAUGACCCUGUUCACUAUGUUCUGCUCUCAAGUAUCUAUGCAGCUUCUGAGAAAUGGGAGCAAGCUGAAGGAAUGAGGGUGGCUUUAUUUAAUAAAGGUUCUAAAAAAGCAGCAGGCUGUAGCACCGUGAUGCUUGAAAGCACGGAAAGUAGUUUUAUUCCGCCUCUAAAGACCAGUUGACAUCUUUAACCAAAUCAAACGAGUGGACCAGAGUAGAUACUGGCCUUGCUAGUUUUUUAAUCAAUGAUGAGGACUUGAGCAGUUCAGAGAAUGACUUUGAGAGUACCAACUGCAUACAAUCCAUUAUAUAGAAAUACAUUAUUGAAACACCAAUUUAAUGCAAUUAGAGGUUCUGCCUAUGCCUCUAUAUCGUGUAGUCUAACUUUUAAAUGAUUUUUCAACCUAAAUGGGAGAAAGCUGAAUGUAUGAGGGU